Molecule: messenger RNA, 1128 nt
Organism: Aspergillus mulundensis
Lineage: Eukaryota; Fungi; Ascomycota; Eurotiomycetes; Eurotiales; Aspergillaceae
Exons: 1
Coding region: 1-1128 (375 amino acids)
Source: RefSeq, a predicted model, not a curated record
AUGCCGGUUGACAACUACGGGGUGUGGAAAUGCCACCCCGUGGACUACAAACUUGAACAGCGCAAUCACGGGCCAAAAUCUCCCCAACUAUCGCUGUAUUUCACAGACCAAGUUACAGAUUGCAAGCAACAUGGUACAGGGGUCGCCACUGACCAUGAAGGUCACGGCCGCUACCGAGCAUGUAUCAACAUCACCUCAGGCGACCUCGAUGACUCCCGGCUUGUCUACUGGGUCAACCACAACAUCGACCAAAACCCAAUUAUCGACGAGAUCUCUCGCCUAAGCUACGGCUUCCACUCAGCCGAGGACCGCAAAGACAGUCUGGGACUCGACUACAUCCGCCACAGCCUCUUCAACACAACAUACGGCCGCCUCCUGCCCCACGACAUCCCCGGCCAAUUCAACGACAUCAUCGACAUCCUCCAGCCAAACAUCGAGCAAGCCAUCCGCGAAAAGGCAGAACUAUACCUCUUCGGUUCACGCUGUGAGAAGCGCAAUGGGAUGCAUAACAUCCACAUGAACCAAGGCAACGGCCGCAAAUUCCGCGCCGACGACGGCGUCUACCGCGACGGCGGGCUCAUCUUCCACUUCACCUGUCCCAAUCCUGGCUCCGAAGAUGUCCGUGACGAGUGGCUGGGGGUCUUCCUUGCCUUUGCGAGUCAGGCCGUACACACGAGCGACGAAACCGGGCACGCGAUCUCCGGCGUCGGGUGGAGCGAUAUCCUCCGCCCGGAUAUCAUCGAGGAUGGCGUCGUGAUCCAAGAGGCAUUUGUGAAGUCCGACUCGGAGUCAGACUCCGCUAUGGACAAGGGGUCGACCCCGCGGCCGAAGCUAGGCAAAAGGCGUAAGUCACUGACAGUGACUCUCUCGAACCGUACAGACCGCGCUGUCCGCCUCGGCGACUGGAGGAUUAGGAGUAGUUCGGGCUGUGUCCAUACCUUGCCGCGGGGAGCAGCGCUGAGGCCACGGGUCGAUCAGAUGUUCGAGCUCGCUGAUUGUCCGCUUUUGCCGACCGGGGAUACGAUUCUUCUUCUAAAUGAGCAUGGCCUGAAGGUGGAUGGGGUGAGCUAUAACUCGGCGCAGGGCGGGAUGAAGGGGAAAGGAGGCGCGAUUGUUUUUGCACACUAA